Messenger RNA from Plasmodium malariae, 4671 nucleotides. RefSeq names its product protein transport protein Sec24B, putative (gene SEC24B). Bases 1 to 4671 code for a protein of 1556 amino acids. Gene Ontology annotation, biological process: endoplasmic reticulum to Golgi vesicle-mediated transport; intracellular protein transport; COPII-coated vesicle cargo loading. Gene Ontology annotation, molecular function: zinc ion binding; SNARE binding. The transcript is spliced from 5 exons. The record is from RefSeq and is a predicted model, not a curated record. Gene Ontology annotation, cellular component: endoplasmic reticulum exit site; COPII vesicle coat. Lineage: Eukaryota; Apicomplexa; Aconoidasida; Haemosporida; Plasmodiidae.
AUGAUUCCUAAGAAGAAUGAAAGUGUAUAUCGAGGAAAUACUGCUUACAAGAUGAAUAAUAAUAACAUGGAAGACAAGUUAAAUAAUGAUAAUAGUGAAGUUAUUCAUAAUGUAGGAAAUCAUGACGCACUCGUAGGCUCUAAUAAUACUUAUAUGUCCGAACCAAAGAAUGAUUGUAAUCCGUUUUCCACUCAUUCAUGUGAAAGAAAUUAUAAGGGUGAAAAUGUAUUAGCAGGAAAAAGUGAGAGGAAAAGCGAGUUAACAGGUGUAGAUGAAAAGACAAAGGUGAUAGUAGAUGUGCAUGGGAAUUAUUUAACAGCACAUUGUAAUCAUUAUAAUAAUUUUGAAAACAGAAAUAUUAAUAAUAAAGAUAUAUGUAAUGCUAGUAAUAUUGAAAAUAUAAAUAAAAAUGUAAAGAAUUAUGAAAAAAAUACGUAUGAUGUGUUAAACAAUAGUAUCAAUAUAAAUGAACAACAACCAAGUGCAAAAAUGGGGGAUAGUACAUAUACGUAUGGAUAUAAUAUGGAAAAUGUAAGAACGCAAAAUUUUUCAGAAGUAGGUGUAAAUAAUGAUAAUAUAGAUAUCAGUUCAAUGUAUCAUCAACGAAUGAAAAGUAACACUAAUAACGAAUUAAUAGUUAAUAGAAAAAACGAUUCAUUUAAUACCCUUUUUAAUAACACACCACAUAAUGUGGACUAUAAUAAAAAUAAUAAUUCGUUAAGUGAAAUAAAUGCUACUAGUUUUCGGAACAGUAAUAAUAUGUAUAGUGCCAAUAACUUACAUAAUAAAGGAAUAAAUAUGAUAAACUACUCCUUAACUGGAAGCAGUAAUGUUAACAUAGAGCAUGACAGGAAUAGCAUACCACUGUAUGACCAGAAUAACCAACAAAUGAAUACGUACAACGAAGGAGAAAAAAGCUAUUCCGAUUUUUGUACAAACGCGACUACAAGUAGUAAUGCGGUUAGUAAUACCGAUAGUAAUACAUUUAAUAGUGGAGUCAAUAACGUAGUUAACAAUACAUUCAACACAGUCAGUAAUGCAAACACCUUACUAGGUAAAGCAAAUAAUUUCAGUUACAAUACCAUGCAAAAUAAUUUAAAUUAUUUAAAAAGAGAAAUAGUAAAGAACGAGCAAAUUAAUGUGAAGUCAACUGAUAAUGGGUACUACCAAAUGUAUGGAAAUACCCAAAACAUUUCAAACCAUGUGCCUUCCUACUCUAUGCCCACGAAUAAUUUAAACGACCAGGUUGCUACUAAUAAAAGUAAUCAAAUGCAGUACAGUAUGAACAAUCAGGUGUAUAACACUAACCCUAGUAACUGGGAUCCGAAUAGUAAUAACAGUUUUAGUUACAACCAAGGUUUUAACUCGAGUAGUACAGUAUAUAGUGUUCAGAAUAAUGUGGCUCAUGGCAGCACAAACAAUCAAGCAAUAUCAAAUGCGAAUAAUACGCUUAAUUACUACAGAUAUAAUAAUCAAGAGAAUGGGAUUAGUGAGCAUACUGCCUAUAACUACCAGCAUAACAACACAAAUAGUGCAUUUAUAAAUAGACCAUUUACGAACGUUGAAUAUGGAUCCAAUACAAGAGAUAAGAAGGUAGAGGAUAGGGAGGAAAAGGAAGAAAAAGAAGCGAAUAAAAGUUGUUAUGGAAAAUCUAAUGAUGAAUCAUUAGAAAGUUCAAGUGAUGAAAAUUCAAGUGAUAAUGAAAAUUCUGUAACAGAUAAAGGGGAAGAAAUAUAUACAUUACUUAAAAAAACAUAUAACCGAAUAGAUAUAAAUAAGAUACCUAGACCUAUAAUUAAUUUUCAAGAUAAAAAAAGUAAGCGUAAUUUAAAAUUAUUUGAGACAUGUAAAUAUAUUUCUCCCCCGUCAUAUUAUCAACCGUAUAUAUCUAUUGAUACAGGGAAAGCUGAUCCACGUUUCGUUAAAAGUACAUUAUAUCAAAUCCCUUUAUUUUCUGAAACGUUAAAAUUAUCGAGAAUACCAUUUGGUAUUAUUGUGAAUCCUUUUGCAUGUUUAAAUGAAGGAGAAUAUAUCGACAAAAUUGAUAUGAAAGAUAUUGUAAAUGAUAAAGAAGAAAAUAUAGAAAUAUUGAGGUGUCCUAAAUGUUAUUGUUAUUUGCAUGCAACUAUAUUAGAAGAUAUAUCAAAAUCAUUACAGUGUGUUUUUUGUGAUACCAAAUUUUUAAUUAAUGAAAAUGUAUUAUUCGAUAUAUAUCAAUAUAAUGAAAAAAUAAAUAAUCGAGAAAAUGAAAAUAAUGGAGGUAUAUCUCCUUUGUUGAAAGGAAGUGUAGAUAUUAUCAUCCCACCUACCUAUUAUUAUAAUAAUAUUAAUAAUUUAAAGCUAACUUAUACAUACAUAAAUAAAAAUAUGAAUCAAACAGCUUCUAUGAUAACAAAUAAAAUAAUGUCCAUAACAAAGCAAAUAUCGAAUACAUUGGUCCCAUCAGAUGCAAAGGGUUGUAAUAAACAAACAGUAGAUCUGUAUGGUCAUCCGAGUGAUGUUAAUAAUAAUAUGGAUAAAAUUUCAGGGGUUGUAUUAAAUAAUUAUUCGGAUAACUUACCUUCACAAAGUAAUGAUCGAAUGAUGCUUAGUUUUAACUUUAGUUUGAAUGAACUAAAAAAUAUAAUCCUUGAAAAGAAAGGAGAACCAGAUGAAUAUAAAUUAAAAAGAAAUGCUAUUUUAUUAAAAUACCCCCAAAUCAAAAAUACAUUGCCUCCAUAUUUUGUUUUCGUUGUUGAGUGCUCAUAUAAUGCUAUAUAUAGUAACAUUACAUAUACAGUCUUGGAGGGAAUUAGGUACGCAGUACAAAAUGUGAAAUGUAACAAAACGAAGAUAGCAAUUAUCACGUUCAACAGCUCUAUACAUUUUUACAACUGCAAGAGGGGAGGUAAUGGCAACUCUGCUACCAAUUGUGUAAAUACAAAUUGUGCUACUUCCGCUGCUUAUGGUACUACCAAUGACAUUGUCACUGAUAGUACUUCGAAUAUCAACAGCAGCAGUCAAGUGAUAAUGAUGAGUGAUGUAGAUGAUCCCUUUCUUCCACUACCCCUAGAUGAUUUAUUUUUCGGGUGCGUAGAUGAAUUGGAUAAAAUUAAUAAUUUGAUAGAUACUAUUAAGUAUGUUACUACGACCAUGCAGUCGUACGGAUCAUGCGGAAAUAGUGCUCUUAAGGUUGCAGUUGAUAUAUUGAAAGAAAGACAUGGGUUGGGAAGUAUUUGCAUGUUUUAUACUAGUACCCCUAAUUGUGGUAUAGGAGCAAUUAAAGAAUUAAAAAAAGAUAUAAAUGAUAAUUUUUUAGAAGUAAAACAAAAGAUAUUUUAUGAUGCGUUAUUAUUAGAUUUAUAUUCAUAUAAUAUUAGUGUUGAUAUAUUUAUAAUUUCAUCGAAUAAAGUACGUGUUUGUGUACCCUCCUUACAAUAUGUAGCACAAAAUACAGGAGGCAAAAUUUUAUUUCUUGACAAUUUUGUAUGGCAAAAAGAUUAUAAAGAAUUAUAUAUGAAUAUAAGAGAUACUUUAACAUCAGAAGAUAUAGCGUACUGUUGUGAGUUAAAAUUAAGAUAUUCACAAAAUAUGUCAGUUAAAAAAUUAUUUUGUUGUAAUAAUAAUUUUAAUUCAAUAAUUAGUGUUGAUACUAUUAAAAUUCCUAAAAUUCGGCAUGACCAGACUUUUGCUUUUUUAUUGAGCUAUUCAGAUAUAUCAGAAACAAAGAAACAAGUAUAUAUUCAGUGCGCAUGUAUAUACACCAAUUUAAAUGGAGAUCGUUAUGUUCGUUUACAUACAACACACAUGAACUUAACAACUUCUUUAAGUACAGUUUUUAGAUACACUGAUGCAGAAGCCCUAAUGAAUAUAUUAAUUAAACAGUUAUGUACGAAUAUUUUACACAACGAUAAUUAUUCGAAAAUUAUAAUAGAUAGUUUGGCCGCCAUUCUGUUUUCCUAUAGGGUGAAUGUACUACUCAACACGCCUAAGAGAGCGGACUGUGCAAUAUAUGCAAAUAAAUAUAUUUGUGCAUUAUGCGCUUCCUCGGCCCACUCAGGACAACUCAUAUUACCGGACACGCUAAAAUUACUACCCCUUUUUACCUCAUCCUUACUAAAACACAAUGUUGUAAAAAAGGAUAUUCUGCACGAUAUAAAAGUCUACAGCUUAAUAAAACUUUUGUCCAUGCCUAUAAUAUCAUCCCUUCUUUAUGUGUAUCCAAUAACAUACUUAAUUCAUAUUAAGGGAAAGACAAAUGAAAUUGAUACAAUGAAUAUAGAUGAUGAGUUAUUUAUUCCUAGAACCAUACCAUCUAGUGCAGAAAAAAUUUAUUCCAAUGGAAUAUAUUUGCUUGAUUCUUGUACGCAUUUUUAUCUUUAUUUUGGUUUUCACGCAGAUUCAGAUUUUACCAUUGAUAUUGUGGGGGAAAUUCCAACAGAACAAAAUUGCCUCGAACUAAAUUUGACUGACAACAUUAAUGCAAAAAAAAUCCAACGCAUUAUCAUGAACCUAACCAGAAUUCAUCACUUCAAUAAAUACGUUCCCUUAGUGGUAGUUCCACCCAAGUCUAGCAAUGAACAUCACAUCAUGUCCUUGUGUGUUGAAGAUAAGGUCGAUAAAGAAUAUAGCUAUGUAAAUUUUUUGUGUUUUAUUCAUAAACUUGUUCAUAAAAAAAUUGAUGAGUCGUAG